This is a messenger RNA of Oncorhynchus nerka (sockeye salmon), 2430 nucleotides long. RefSeq names its product adhesive plaque matrix protein-like. The transcript has 3 exons. The record is from RefSeq and is a predicted model, not a curated record. Bases 1 to 2430 code for a protein of 809 amino acids. Lineage: Eukaryota; Metazoa; Chordata; Actinopteri; Salmoniformes; Salmonidae.
AUGCAACAUAGCCGGCUCCCAACGUUCACCUACAAGAGCCGGCUCCCAACGUUCACCUACAAGAGGCGGCUCCCAACGUUCACCUACAAGAGCCGGCUCCCAACGUUCACCUACAAGAGCCGGCUCCCAACGUUCACCUACAAGAGCCGGCUCCCAACGUUCACCUACAAGAGCCGGCUCCCAACGUUCACCUACAAGAGCCGGCUCCCAACGUUCACCUACAAGAGCCGGCUCCCAACGCUCUUACAGCCGACUCUUCACAAGCUCCAGUACAGAACUAAAUGGGUUCACAAGCUUCAAUACAGAACUAAAUGGGUUCACAAGCUCCAGUACAGAACUAAACGGGUUCACAAGCUCCAGUACAGAAAUAAACGGGUUCACAAGCUCCAGUACAGAACUAAACGGGUUCACAAGCUCCAGUACAGAACUAAACGGGUUCACAAGCUCCAGUACAGAACUAAAUGGGUUCACAAGCUCCAGUACAGAACUAAAUGGAUUCACAAGCUCCAGUGCAGAACUAAACGGGUUCACAAGCUCCAGUGCAGAACUAAAUGGAUUCACAAGCUGCAGUACAGAACUAAACGGGUUCACAAGCUCCAGUACAGAACUAAAUGGGUUCACAAGCUCCAGUACAGAACUAAAUGGGUUCACAAGCUCCAGUACAGAACUAAAUGGAUUCACAAGCUCCAGUACAGAACUAAAUGGAUUCACAAGCUCCAGUGCAGAACUAAAUGGGUUCACAAGCUGCAGUACAGAACUAAACGGGUUCACAAGCUGCAGUACAGAACUAAAUGGGUUCAAAAGCUCCAGUACAGAACUAAAUGGAUUCACAAGCUCCAGUACAGAACUAAAUGGGUUCACAAGCUGCAGUACAGAACUAAAUGGGUUCACAAGCUGCAGUACAGAACUAAACGGGUUCACAAGCUCCAGUACAGAACUAAAUGGGUUCACAAGCUCCAGUACAGAACUAAACGGGUUCACAAGCUCCAGUACAGAACUAAACGGGUUCACAAGCUCCAGUACAGAACUAAACGGGUUCACAAGCUGCAGUACAGAACUAAACGGGUUCACAAGCUGCAGUACAGAACUAAAUGGGUUCACAAGCUGCAGUACAGAACUAAAUGGGUUCACAAGCUGCAGUACAGAACUAAACGGGUUCACAAGCUGCAGUACAGAACUAAAUGGGUUCACAAGCUGCAGUACAGAACUAAAUGGGUUCACAAGCUGCAGUACAGAACUAAACGGGUUCACAAGCUGCAGUACAGAACUAAAUGGGUUCACAAGCUGCAGUACAGAACUAAAUGGGUUCACAAGCUGCAGUACAGAACUAAACGGGCUCACAAGCUCCAGUACAGACCUAAAUGGAUUCACAAGCUCCAGUGCAGAACUAAAUGGGUUCACAAGCUCCAGUACAGAACUAAAUGGGUUCACAAGCUCCUAUACAGAACUAAACGGGUUCACAAGCUCCAAUACAGAACUAAACGGGUUCACAAGCUCCAAUACAGAAGUAAACGGGUUCACAACCUGCAGUACAGAACUAAAUGGGUUCACAAGCUCCAGUACAGAACUAAAUGGGUUCACAAGCUCCAGUACAGAACUAAAUGGGUUCACAAGCUCCAGUACAGAACUAAAUGGGUUCACAAGCUCCAGUACAGAACUAAAUGGGUUCACAAGCUGCAGUACAGAACUAAACGGGUUCACAAGCUCCAGUACAGAACUAAAUGGAUUCACAAGCUCCAGUACAGAACUAAACGGGUUCACAAGCUCCAGUACAGAACUAAACGGGUUCACAAGCUCCAGUACAGAACUAAAUGGGUUCACAAGCUCCAGUACAGAACUAAAUGGAUUCACAAGCUCCAGUACAGAACUAAAUGGGUUCACAAGCUCCAGUGCAGAACUAAAUGGGUUCACAAGCUGCAGUACAGAACUAAAUGGGUUCACAAGCUCCAGUACAGAACUAAAUGGGUUCACAAGCUCCAGUACAGAACUAAAUGGGUUCACAAGCUCCAGUGCAGAACUAAAUGGGUUCACAAGCUCCAGUGCAGUACUAAACGGGUUCACAAGCUCCAGUACAGAACUAAAUGGAUUCACAAGCUCCAGUACAGAACUAAAUGGGUUCACAAGCUGCAGUACAGAACUAAAUGGGUUCACAAGCUCCAGUACAGAACUAAAUGGAUUCACAAGCUCCAGUACAGAACUAAAUGGGUUCACAAGCUCCAGUACAGAACUAAAUGGGUUCACAAGCUCCAGUGCAGAACUAAACGGGUUCACAAGCUCCAGUACAGAAGUAAAUGGAUUCACAAGCUCCAGUACAGAACUAAACGGGUUCACAAGCUCCAGUACAGAACUAAACGGGUUCACAAGCUGCAGUACAGAACUAAAUGGGUUAACAAGCUCCAGUACAGAACUAAACAGGUUCACAAGCUCUAG